GACAUUUGUCAAAUAUUUGUCACUGUUUGAGUGUUGGGCUUAUUCGUCUAUUUAAUAACGACUGUCAGUAAUUAAAGCCAGUAAAGCGAAAUUUCUGGCUUUUAAUCCACUCUAGAAGUUUGUGGCAAAAUGUUGUUAGAAGGUUUGUUCAUUUGUGGUCAAAACGAAGCAAUUCCAUUAAAACGUCUUUCCGUACGAGCAUUUCUGCAGGGCUAUGUAGUAGGAUUUCGCUCGACCUUGACCUACGCAACAACACCUCUAAUCCACUCGAAGUAUUUUUCCGUACGCCCGUCGACGAUUCUUACGCCGUCGUUGGUUUAGAAGCCUGCAUCGAUGGCAGAAAGAUCCGAGCAGAGAUCCAGGAAAAGAAAAAAGCGUGGCAGAUGUACAAGGAAGCUUUAUCAAGAGGCCGUACAGCCGCUUUUGGGGAGGAAAAAAAGGGUGAUAUAUUUAGUUUGGUUCUGGGUAAUCUCCCCCCGGGCGAGAAAGCUGUGAUACAACUCACGAUGGUCGGCGAGCUGGCUGUUGAACCCGAUGGAGCAGUACGGUUUGUUCUACCAACGGUGCUAAAACACCGGUACACACCUCCUGGAAGUACAGAUCCCCUAGCGCCAGAAAAUCCUACUUCAGGAAGUGGCCCAGUACACCACGCUACAGGACCACCAGAAUAUAAAUUCGACAUGGUGAUCAAUGGAGCUUCUGGUAUUGCAAACGUGACAUCGCCAUCCCACGAGAUUCAUGUUGAAAAUACUGAUCAGAAUAUUAAUGUAUCAUUGGCUGAAGAUAAACAAACAGAUAUAGUCAUUCUGGUUCAACCAAAGGAAGCUCAUAAACCUUUGGUAAUCGUUGAACCUGGUUUGUCAAAUGGUGAAAAUGAUUUCCAGAAAAACACAGUCGUCAUGGUCAGCUUCUUCCCAGAAUUCAAAGGUGACACCUCAUGUCUCCAAGCUGCAUGCGAAUUUGUGUUUGUUAUCGAUCGCAGUGCCAGCAUGGAUGGUUCUUACAUCCAAGACGCAUCCCAAACACUUGUGCUGUUCCUAAAAAGUAUUCCCGAAGGUUGUUAUUUCAAUGUGAUUGGUUUUGGAAGCAGUUAUGUACAUCUGUUUCCGGAGAGUGUGGCCUACAAUCAGAAAAAUUUGGACGUUGCGGUAAAACACGCAGAAACCUGGAAGCGGACCUUGGCGGCACGAAACUAUUUGACCCUCUCAAGGACAUCUUUAGCCAUGCGCCAACGAAAGGCUUGCCGAGACAAGUAUUUGUUCUCACUGACGGAAGUGUUAGUAAUACAAUAUCUGUGAUUAAUUUGGUUGCAAAGAAUUCCAAUAACUCCAGGUUUGUCUAUGUUUCCUUAGUAAAGUACCCUGGGUACCAGAGUCUCUUGUGGUAAAAGUGCCCCCUCUCGGCGGCCCUGUCCAUAACAAGAGGCUCUGGUACCCAGGGAACUAAAUGGGUAAUGUGUAAAAACCUCUGUGUUGCGUCGUGCCAUACUUUAUUAUUUUACUCUGUCUAAUAUAUACCAGACAAUUUUAUUCAUCAAGGGGCGAGUGCUGGUGCUUAGUGGGUCAUUUAAUUAAGAUAUCAGUUAAUUUACGAACCACUGAUAAUUUAUAUUUUUUGAGGCACUUUUUAAAGGUGAUCUACAGUCCGAUCUGCGCAUGUGCACAAAUGAGCCCACUUUUUAUGAUACAAACAGUUUAACUAUGUUUUGAGUUCUUGAAAAGCCUGAUUGUUGUUUCUUGAUCAUUUAUUAUACUUUAGAGGCUUGAAAAUAUAAAUAGUUGUCGAAUAAAGCUCAAUAUUUUGGACACAAAAAUGUAUACAAAGGCUUUGUUUAUAUACGGACUGUAGAUCACCUUUAAGUUAAUUUUUAAAAAUUGCUGUGGAACCUUUGCAUUUGGCUAUAAAAUUCUUUUUCAUAUUAAUCUGACACAGCAAUUGACCAACGAAAAAUUUGUUGGCUCGAGCGGGAUUUGAACUCGCAUCUUCGGGUAUCUAGACCGCCGCUCUACCUAUUGAGCUAUCGAGUAAACAGGGAUUGUUAGCGAGUGUGCACGAAAUUAUGUGCACACUCGCUACCAAAAGUGCACGAAAUAUUUUCGUGACGACUUAACGCUUAGAGGACGCACAGUGUUUCCUCUAACACAAGCGUUAGUCGUCACGAAAAUAUUUCGUGCACUUAAAUUGGAUAACACUCGCUACCAAUCCCUGUUGACUCGAUAGCUCAAUAGGUAGAGCGGCUGUCCAGAUACCCGAAGAUGCGAGUUCAAAUCCCGCUCGAGCCAACGAAUUUUUCGUUGCUCGAUUGCAGUGUCAGAUUGAUAUGAAACUAGUUUUUCGUAUCUCUGAGGGUGGUUCUGAAAUAUAAAAUUCUUAUCAGUUGAAAGUAAUUACUUCGAUAAAAAAACGGUUUUCGAAAAGUUUGCCAUUGGUUGAGGCAAAAAUUUUUACGGUUGUUUUUUGACCCUAUCAUAUGAUUGCGUGUGGUUCUCCCUUUACAAGUUUUAAAAUUUUUGUUUUAAAAACAUGUUUUUAUCAGUUGAAUGUAAUUUUUUCUGUGUUGUUGUUGCGAAUAUGAUGUUUGUGAUGUUACUCUGAGUGUACAAGCUUGAAAAUAAUGCCUGGCAACGGUGGGAAUCGAACCUACGACCUUUGGAAUAUUAGCCCGAUGCUCUGCCAACUGAGCUACGCGGUCAGGUCGCUGGGUUCGAGUAUGUGAUAUUUCGGAACUGAGUCUAUAGUUCCUAGUCGAUAUCAAUAAUUGCUUUUGUUUUGUAAUUCUUUUUGCCAUAUGUUUUUGCUUUUCUGUACUACUGUAUAUUUAACUAUUUAAGUUGUUUUCUUCCUAACACAUCUGUCUAUAUAGCGGCAGCAAUUUCCUUGGGUAGCGAUUUCCUUAAUAAUUUUCUUAAUUUAUUUUUCCCAAAGGUGUUUCUCAUUUGGUAUUGGUUCUGGAGCCUCGUCAACUCUUGUGAAAGGAAUUGCAGAGGCCGGCAAAGGUACUGCAGAGUUUAUUACCUCAGGAGAGAGGAUGCAAGCUAAGGUAACAUUGGCUAAAAAUAACAGACUUGUUACAUUUCCGUCCUGUUUUAGUUUUUUUGUCCAUUUCUGAACUAGAAAGGGGCAAAAAAUGGCAAAACGUAAACUUUAUGUUUUUGUCUAAUUUGCUCAUUUUCACAAGCGAGUAAAAUGGACGAACAUUGAAGGGGUUUUAUAGCCUUUACUUUUUGUUUUUGCCCGUUUUUCAAAAAUGAAAAAAGUGGCUGAAAAUGGACGAAAAGGUGAGGGGUUAGCCCAAUUUAACCCUUUUUUUACUUUUUCUUGAAUUUUCGCCAUUCUUUGAAAAACUCAGGAAGUGAAUGGUAAUGGUUAGAUAUCGUUUGGGCCAUUGGCCUUUCUUAAGCUUUACUUUUCAAAAUAACAAAACGUGGUUAAAAAUGGCGGAAUGGUUAACUCCUGAACUUUCGUGCAAACAAUAUAAAGGCUAACACCCUCUCUGGCCAAAGGCUGAACGCGGUAAAAAUGGCCAAAAGAUAACCGCCUUCACUUUUGAAGCCAGACUUACGGGGUUACUGUAGUCAACUAUACUUACUGUCUGUCUUUGUCUGAAUAACAUAAUAAUGUAUUAACAGGUGAUACGAUCAUUAAAGAAAGCCAUGCAGCCAGCAGUUACCAACACCAAAGUCUCUUACACAGUUCCUGAUGGUGUGACAGUCACUGCUGUACCAAAAAGUUCUCUGCCAGCAAUAUUUAUCGGAGAACGUUUGAUCGUCUACGCCAUCCUUCAUCAAAGCUCGCCGCCUACUGAGGUACAAGAAGGAUCGAUAUGCCUGAGCGGAGAUUUACUCGGGGCGAAAGUUGAACACAACAUGAAGUUUCAAGUUCCAGCUGCCGUAACGAAAGAGCACAUGUUGCAAGUCUCGACCAUUCAUCAUCUUGCGGCCAAAAAGUUGAUCAAAGAAAUGGAAUUGGAUCUCGGGAGUGGUCGGACGAACUCAUACAUAAUCCAGCUCAGUUGUGAUGCGAAUGUCAUAUCUUCCCAAACAGCAUUUAUCGCCAUUGAUGAAAAACGGAAGGAGGCGGUGAAAGGAAACUUGGAAACUUGGGAUAUUCUGCCGGAUGACGAGUUGUGUUCGAGUGGUUUUCCGUUUACUGGGCGUAUAAGGUCAAAAAAGAGUGGUGGUGGUGGUGUUUGUUCUGUAGGGGCGAGUGCGCCUCGUUCAAAAAAGAAAUUGUCUGGAUCUCCUAUGCUGACCAGAGCUAAACAUUCUAGAACAGCAAAGUCUCCCGCAAGUGCGCCAUUAGCCAGUGAAAGCUACCUGCAACCUCAAUUCCGUUUUAUUCAAACAUAUGGUGAAGACCAAGACAUCUCGGGUGUUCCAUGCCGGGCUCAUUAUCCAGUGUUUGGUGGAGGAUGUGAUGAACUUCCGUAUGUAUCACUAUGUGAAGAUGAAAAUAUCCCUACUAAAGAAUCGACUUCAACGAGUCCGCUUACAAGUAUCAUCAACCUUCAACUGGCCAGCGGAGCUUGGAAAAUGUCCGCAGAGAUGACAGGUGUGAUGGCUAAAUCCACGGCAGAGAUUAAAAACGCGUGUCCAGUGCGUUGCGACGGUGAUAUGGAAACAAUUUGGGCGACGGUGAUUGUCUUAAUGUAUCUGCAAAUUCGACAGACAAAUUUCAGAGAUGAAUGGGAGUUGAUUGCUGGAAAGGCUCAAACAUGGCUGGCAAAACAGAAUCUUCCCGAAGGAUGUUCCAUUCAAGUUUUACGAGAAAAAGCAAUGGCAUUUCUCUCUUGACUUUAUUUAACAUUACUGUUGAGUGUUGCUACUGAAACGAUCAAAUAUAUAUAUUAAACAUAAAUAUAAUAAAACAUAGACAUAAUAAAACAUAAACAUAGUAACAACAAAAGGGGAACAAAAAGGGGCACAAAAAUAAUAUAAACAUUAUAUUAAACAUAAACAUUAUAUUAAACAUA
This is a messenger RNA of Paramuricea clavata, 4972 nucleotides long. The record is from the annotation of a GenBank genome assembly. Lineage: Eukaryota; Metazoa; Cnidaria; Anthozoa; Malacalcyonacea; Plexauridae.